Exophiala aquamarina CBS 119918 is the source of this 876-nucleotide messenger RNA. Its product is annotated as serine/threonine protein kinase. The coding region runs from base 1 to 876 and encodes 291 amino acids. Gene Ontology annotation, molecular function: ATP binding; protein kinase activity. Lineage: Eukaryota; Fungi; Ascomycota; Eurotiomycetes; Chaetothyriales; Herpotrichiellaceae. The record is from RefSeq and is a predicted model, not a curated record. Gene Ontology annotation, biological process: protein phosphorylation. The transcript has 3 exons.
AUGGAAGCCAUGAAAAACGCCGCCAAUUACGUCGGGAAUCGACCUGUUGAGGCUAGCUACGGUGCCUCGAAAGAGGCAAAUAAGAACGUCACCAAAACGUCUGAACAGAGUCCUCAAGUCGAGGCAAGCUCUGGCGCCGUGAGAGAGCCCAACAAGAACACUGCCAAACUAUCUGAACGUCCGCGUACGCACAACCACAAAAUUGCACCGAAAUACUCGGACGCGGUGCAAGACAAGCAACUUGCCACCUUGUUCGAGCAUCAAGAUGUAAUCCAUGAGAUCUGGGAGGCUGGAUCGGAUAUUAACAAACGGCCCCAGAAGAUCUCUCAAAGGUGGAAAAGGGAGCGUAAACUAGGCUCCGGAACCUUUGGCGACGUUUUCCUCGAGGUAUCUGUAGACAAACGCAGUUCACAGGCACGUGCCGUCAAGGAGAUCAAAGUACAAAGUCACGCUGGAGAUGGAAUAGAGGACCUAAUCGUGGAAUUGGAGGCUUUGGCAAAGUUCUCUGCGGAAAAAUACAAGCACCUCUUUGUCUACUUUAUGGGGUGGUAUCGAGAUGGCCUCUUCGGCCCCACCUUGUACAUUGCCAUGGAGUACUUUGAGCAUGGUGAUCUUCGGCAUUGCCUAGACAACAAGACACUACCAGAAGAAGAAGCCCGCAGCAUCACAUUUCAGGUGCUCGAAGGACUCGCAGUGCUACAUGCUAGCGGCUAUGUUCAUCGAGAUUUAAAGCCUCAAAACCUUCUCGUUGCAUCGCCUGGGCCAGAAUGGUGGAUCAAGAUCGGCGAUUUUGGUGUCAGCAAACGUCUACAGGCUCUCCUGGUUUCAGUACAAUCACUGGUACUCCAGGAUUCUUGGCUCCUGAAUUGUAUCUGA